Messenger RNA from Phycomyces blakesleeanus NRRL 1555(-), 996 nucleotides. RefSeq lists its product as hypothetical. Lineage: Eukaryota; Fungi; Mucoromycota; Mucoromycetes; Mucorales; Phycomycetaceae. The transcript has 7 exons. The record is from RefSeq and is a predicted model, not a curated record. The coding region runs from base 1 to 996 and encodes 331 amino acids.
AUGUGGUCACCACUCAUAGAGGGUCUAAUGGUACGAGGAGGGUACAAUACGGCGGAAAAAAGGGUAACCUGUUUCCACUUUCUGGGGCUUUUCAUUAACCUUGGUCCGAUCGAGUAUCUCAUUACUAGUAAUGAAGUAUUGCAGAAAACUGGAUCCAAGAGGAGAAGUCGCAAACGCUUAAAUCUUGAAGACCUUUCUGAUGCAGAAUGCAAGAAAGGAUUCUGCUUCACUUUUCCAGAGAUAAAGCGAAUGUCUGCUUUCAUUAAUUUGGAUAAAAUUCUAUCGUUUAGACGCAGUGAGACUUAUUAUAUUAAAUUUCGAUGUGAAUUUGCCUUUGCAUUGGUUUUGUACAGAUACGCAUUCCCACGUCGAUAUUGUUCAAUGGAAAGAAUGUGGGGAAUUAACGAGAAGAACUUGGCUUGCACAGUAAACCAGUUCUCAGUUCUACUUUUUGACAUCUUUAAGCAUGGGUUUGAGUUUGACUCGCGAAAAUUCUCUGAAGAGAACUGCGAGAGUUUUUUAUGCUGCCGUGUUUGCAAAAAGCGGUAUAUACCCAAAUGUAAUUGGACUUAUCGACGGCACAAUGCAGAGGGUCUCUCGCCUAACUAUAAACGAGGAGCAGAAAGUCAUCACAUCCAUUGUCUGAAAUACCAGGCGAUUGCCAUCCCCGAUGGAAUCACAAACAGCAAGGAACGUGCCGAUGAGACAGUACAACUGCUUUAUAGUAUUGCAAAACAAAUUUCUGUAAACGAAGUUACCUUGGAAGAACGAACAAUCGACGUUCUUUUGAAUAUGUGUUUUCAUAAAAUCAGAAAAGCACUAGAGCUUGAAGAUGUGGAAGAGCCAAGAAAACGCACAAGAGAGUAUACAAGAAGAUGGGUAUGCAUAUUUGGAAACACGCGAGACAAAGUAUCGACAUACAUCUUUGUCUGGACCUUUAGAUCUACCAGAAGAAGCAAAGAAAAAGAAAAAGGAAAACUUCUAAACAAACACUAA